This is a messenger RNA of Cladocopium goreaui, 336 nucleotides long. Lineage: Eukaryota; Dinophyceae; Suessiales; Symbiodiniaceae. The record is from the annotation of a GenBank genome assembly.
AUGGACUUCAACUUGAACUGCAGGCGACGCUUAAACUGCGGGGCCCCUUGGGCGUUUUGGUGGUUUCAGUCUUCAGAAACAUCGACCCACCGAUCGAGGGGCAGGAGGUUGGAGAUUGUGCGGUCUACCUGUGGGCGACAAAAGGGUCAAACCUCGUCUACAAGUUGGGCGUUGGGACCAGGUGGCAACUGCUUGAGAAGAGGUUCAAUGGUCGUGUCCCCUAUGGUCGGUUCCUGGUGCAGCCAUAUGCAGCCUAGGGAGUUGACCCCAAGUUUUCUGCAGCUUUGUCCUGGAAUUCUUGGGAUAUCUUGGGAUGUUCUGACAAUUGAUGACUAA